AUGUUCGCUGUACGAAACGUUUCACUCAAGUCCUUGCUGAUCUUCGUUGUUGUCGCUCUACUGUGUCUACAGAGCUUCGGGUAAGAUUUUGGUUUUUUUAUUUUUUUUUGUUGUUGUAAUAUAUUUCCAUACCUUAAAAGUGCAAGAAGUCAUACUAUCAAAGAAACUAGGUUCCUGACACCUUGUGGAAAUAUUUUAACUUCCAAUUGUCUAUUGAAACAGUUUCUCGAUGCUUGGUGGUUAAUUACCUAUGUAUUCAAACGUUUUUGAGUGGGUUUCGUGUUGUCUACUCACUUUUUAACGUUGUUAACAUUGAGUUCAAUUAAAGAUAAGUGAAUUUUUGAGAAAAGCUGGCAAUAAAAUUAUGGAUAUUUACAUUUUAGUACUCUACCUUUAUGUUCUUUACACGCAGGCUUUGUGAUAAUAUAACAAGAUAUUGUUCUUUUAACAUAAAAUGCAUUUUUAUUCACUUUUUGAAAAAAAAAAUAUUUUUUUUGCUGUAGAGUGUUAAAAUAAUAGGUUUUUAAAAUUAUUUUUGGUAUUUUAAGUGUAGAGAAAUUUGUAAGGUGGUAAUUAAGCUUUUACUAUGAAGCUGUUUAUCUAGGUGUAUUUACAUUUGUGUACCUUAUCUUUGGUGAGCUUGCAUGGUCUUCAGAAUUAGUUUUGUUACUCUUUUAUUGUCUUGUCUUAUUUCAUUCAAGCAAAUUUCAUUUCCGUCAACAGAAGCUCGCUACAGUAAUCAAGUUUGUGCUUGUGCGUUCUUUAUCUUAAAUUGUCAAUUUAUUUUUAAAAACUUGGGCUUUUUUGUGUUAACCGGUAUCCUGCUACAUAAAACUUCAGUUACUGAUUAAAUUUUGUCGAUUUACUUUCAAAGUACUUUUUAAGAACAGGCUAGAAACCAUUUUAACAAUAAGAAUACAGUAGUCAAAAAGUGAUUUGCUUAAUACGUCUAAGUACUAUUACCAAAUCGACUAUGUCACGGUGCAAACCCAAUAUCCGUUGAUAUCACCCUUAAGGGGCCAAUAAAACGGUAGUAAACAAACCUAAUCUUUUAUUUAUUUUCUGUCGAAACCGAUACGUUUUGAUCGUAUUACUUUCAUUUACUUUAACUUGCGUUCGUACAUAACGUAAGUUAAAGUAAGAUUGUAAAUGUCUGAUUUUUUAUAAUUUGUCUAUAGACUUCUUGACCAAUAGAAACUUUAGCUACCUUUGUUUACUAUAUUAGGUUAUAUAUAUUAUGAUGAUGACUUAAGUAUAGUUUAAAGACUAAGCCUUUUGAAUAUAAGUCUUACUUCUUAACAAUCUACAUCGGAUGUAAUUUUAUAUAGACAUGAUUAGCUGCAAGCAAAAUGGGUCAAAAAAGUGCGGUAAAAAAGGCAAUUACUGUGUUUUGCACAAAGUUAGAGAGAGCAUCGACAUACCACACAAAUAUCAAUACACUGUUCUUUUUAAACAUAACUAUAAGGACUAAACAUCAUUUCACAGUGUGGACUAAUAUCUUGUUAAAAAUCAAAUUUAUUAAAGCUGUUAUAAAGAUAGACUCCGUAUUUAAAAAUUUAAAAUUUCAGAUUCAGAGCAGACAAAAAAGCGAUGCGAAACUCUUUGGUCAGAUUCGGCAAACGAGAUGGCGCAGCCGCACCAGCAGCUCCAGUCCAACCAGGAUACCAGAUGAAUUUACCGAUGGAAUCGUUUGGCCAACAGAAUCCAGUCUUCGGCUACUACCAACGAUACUACAACAACUACGGAUUCUAA
Molecule: messenger RNA, 1752 nt
Organism: Bursaphelenchus okinawaensis
Lineage: Eukaryota; Metazoa; Nematoda; Chromadorea; Rhabditida; Aphelenchoididae
Source: the annotation of a GenBank genome assembly